Messenger RNA from Marasmius oreades (fairy-ring Marasmius), 847 nucleotides. RefSeq lists its product as uncharacterized. The transcript has 4 exons. Lineage: Eukaryota; Fungi; Basidiomycota; Agaricomycetes; Agaricales; Marasmiaceae. The record is from RefSeq and is a predicted model, not a curated record. The coding region runs from base 15 to 740 and encodes 241 amino acids.
ACUCAAACUUGACCAUGUCGCUAGCAAAGCUAACGUCAGUGUCCACACAAACUCUUUCACUACUUUUAGAACGGCAAAGAGGGCCAUUUAUCCCGGUGUCGAAUGAAGAUACAAACGAGAGCCCCUUGCACCUACCCCAAAUCACGCGAAACAUGGAACAACUCCGCAAGGGAAUCCUUGAAAUGGAGGAGAAGGAGGGUCGGAGUGAAGCCUCAAAGCUACUUCGAAGUCAGUACGAUAGAAUGAGAAGCAUGCUUCCUGGUGUGGAUGGCAUUGAAAGUUUGGAGGCACCCGAAACCAGGACUGCACUGACAUCACUAACAUCUCCAUCUACUUCAUCUCUGGCGCCUUUACCACCCACUCCACCCCCGAAGAAUGAUAGAUCCGACAGUGGUUUCAUGCCGUACACAGACGACCCAGAAGCAAGAUACGAGGAUCCCGCAUCCGUAUUACAGACUCAACGCCAGAUGAUGGAUGAGCAAGACCUACACCUCGACCGUCUCUCCAGCUCAAUUAGUCGCCAGCAUCAUCUCUCGUUGCAAAUCAAUGAUGAGCUGGACGUUCAUACCGGAUUACUCGAGGAACUCGACACAGAACUCGAUAGAACAGAGGGAAGUCUGAGCAGUGCGCGAAGGAGAUUAGAUAGGGUUGCGCAAGGCGCGCGCAACAACGGCUCUACUGUGACAAUUGCAGUCCUAAUAUUACUCCUACUCAUUCUCAUCAUCGUCUUCAAGACGUGAAUUGCAAACUCGUCCAAGCUGUCUAUUGCAUUCAUGCGUCGUACUAUUUUACUUUCACGCCGAAUUAUAAUUGCAACUAUUUGACAAACUACUUGUCAGCUUUCAUC